GUAAAAUGCCUUGCGGGUAAAGACAUCCACGAGAGGGAAAGAGGGCGGUGGGGGGCUAAGUACCAAAAUAACGUAACAACUUUUGGGAGAGUGGUGCUGUGUGUUGCUCUCAACUCACUGCUCUGAAGAACCCUAAGCCAAGCCCCGUCAGAUCGAAAUUCUCAAGCUUCGUAGCCAGAUUUCUUGCUGUUUCUACCCAUCUCGAUGAUCCAAUUUCUUUGCCUUGCCCCCUGAUUUCAAUCUCCAUUCCUGUUUGUAUCUGUUGCACCAUUCUUUUCCUAGAUUUUUCAUUUCCUCAAAAAUGGAUAUUGAGCAGAAGCAAACUGAGUUCAUCGAUCAGUUUGUAAAACAAGCUUCCUCUCUUAAAGGCUCCGCUCUUGCGUCUGUUGUUACUGAGGCCACUUCUCACCCUUCCCUCUUCGCUUUCUCGGAAAUUCUUGCCGUUCCCAACGUCGUCGAGUUAGAAGGAACUGAGCAUUCUGUAUAUCUUGACGUGCUUCGCUUAUUUGCAUAUGGAACAUGGAGUGAUUACAAGAGUAAUUCCAGCUGCCUUCCAGAAUUGGGCUCUGAUCAAGCCCUCAAACUAAAGCAACUUACUGUUCUUACAUUGGCUGAGACAAACAAGGUGUUGGCCUAUGACCAACUGAUGCAGGAAUUAGAUGUUACAAAUGUACGAGAACUGGAGGAUUUUCUUAUUAAUGAAUGCAUGUAUGCGGGUAUAGUCAGAGGGAAGUUGGAUCAAUUGCGAAGGUGCUUUGAGGUCCAAUUUGCUGCUGGGAGAGAUUUGAGACCUGGGCAACUUGGAAGCAUGAUACGAACACUAUCAAAUUGGUUGACUACGUCAGACAAUUUAUUGGUCUCAAUUCAAGAGAAGAUAAAAUGGGCCGAUAAUAUGAGCGAAUUGGACAAGAAACACCGAAAGGAUGUUGAAGAUAGGGUGGAAGAAGUUAAGAAAUCACUUUCCUUGAAGGAUGGACGAAGUAAAGGAGUCACUUUCCUUGAAGAAGUUACAAACUGUAAGCAGGCCAACAUUGACAUCCGAGAGCAUGAGGAGAUCUACUCUGAACCUGGUGGAGUAAUGGACUACGAGGAAGAUCGAAGUCGACCAAAGAGGAGACGACAUCCAAUUUCUUAGAUAUAUGCAUUGUGGGAGUUGAAGAACAACCUCCUGUAAGAUGGGUGUCCAAACAACUGCCUGAUUUUUGUUGGUGGCAAGAAAAAACGAAGAAGAAGAAUUAAACAGGUGUUGAUUUUCGGAUUUUGGAGAAAGAUGAUCUCUCUAAGCCCUUUUAUUAGAACGAUGAUUAUGUUACUUUAGGUUCCUGUUUGAUAAACAAUAGCUUGUCUUUAAAUCAAUUUAAUUCGUUCUGAGUUAAUUGGAGAACCGAACAAUUAUGAAUUAUCAGAAAUGCUGCACAUUUUUCACACUUCA
Molecule: messenger RNA, 1432 nt
Organism: Benincasa hispida (wax gourd)
Lineage: Eukaryota; Viridiplantae; Streptophyta; Magnoliopsida; Cucurbitales; Cucurbitaceae
Gene: FUS5
Product: Proteasome component (PCI) domain protein
Cellular component (GO): COP9 signalosome
Source: RefSeq, a predicted model, not a curated record